AUGCAGACACAGGGGUCCUGGCCCUCGGGGGUCCUGGUCUACACAGGGCGGGGCCCUGGACGGGGGCUCGAUGGGGCGAGAUCAGAACUGGGACAGCUUUGUCUCCUGCAGGACGGGGAUGUGCAGCGGCACCUCUAUCUCCAGGAUGUGCUCACGCAGGUGGCUGGGGAUCCCGAGAGGCCCAGGGUGCCCGAGUUCACCUGUCAGGUAGCCGGGUGCUGCCAGGUGUUUGACGCCCUGGAGGACUACGAGCACCACUACCACACUCUGCACAGAAACGUCUGCUCCUUCUGCAAGCGGGCCUUUCCCUCGGGACACCUGCUGGACACCCACAUCCUGGAGUGGCACGACUCCCUGUUCCAGAUCCUGGCUGAGCGGCAGGACAUGUACCAGUGCUUGGUGGAGGGCUGCACAGAGAAGUUUAGGACCAGCAGAGACAGGAAGGAGCACCUGGUGACACGUCACCUCUACCCUGCGGACUUCCGCUUCGAUAAACCAAGGAAGAGCAAAGGCCCAGCCACGCCCGGGCCCGCCGUGCAGGUGUCCGCAGAAGCCCUGGGGGAUGACCAGGUGCCAUCAGAAGGAGACGCCAUGGAAGUCUGCUUUGGACACACAGAGCUGCCCCCAGAAUCUUCCGGAGAGAGGCGGACCUACGGCCACAGAAUUCCUUCUGCCGUCUGCUUCGGCCAAGGCGCAUCACGAGGAUUUAAAAGCACCAAGAAAAGAAAUGAGCACCAGUGACGCUGAGACCGAGAGGAAGAGCCACGAAGUCGAGCAGAUCCUCGGCGGGAGACGGGCCCUCCGCAGAAUGUGGUGUCACCGUAGGCUUUUCCUCGUGCCUUGCUGUGGCCACCCCAGGACCCUGGCCCUGCUGUCCUCGGAGUCUUGGUCCCUCGGUGAACCACCGAAUGACGCGGGGAGCUGUGUUGGGAGCCGAGAGGGGCCCACGGAUUCCAGGAGGGGCCCGACCCACGUGGCAGCUGGAGUGGGGAGGGCAGCCCUGCUCCUCACAGGGCCCACCCCCGGCCCCACAGCCAAGGGCGACCUCUGUAAACACGUGGAGAGAAUAUUUUUCACGA
Messenger RNA from Vicugna pacos (alpaca), 1079 nucleotides. NCBI's taxonomy places the organism in Eukaryota, Metazoa, Chordata, Mammalia, Artiodactyla, Camelidae. The record is from RefSeq and is a predicted model, not a curated record.